AUGGAACAAUUCAAAAGUGGUUUUAAGGGAACUGGCAUUUUCUCUUUUAACAAAGAUGCUAUUGACACACGCCUAUUUAAUCGGUGUUUUAUGUUACUAGAAAAAAAAACUACAUUCUCAACUAAUCAUCUUAAAAAAUCAUGCUCAAUGCCUAAUCUUCAUAGCAUUUGUGUUAACGAUGCUCCCAUUUCAACAUCAGCAUCUGCUUCAUCAUUACCAAUUUCUACGUCGACUUCCUCUAUCAAAGAUUUUUUUUUUAAACAAUUACAUUCCAAAUGUGUAGAAACCACUCAUCCUUUAAGGUCUGCACGAGCUUUAAGAUUUCGCUAUGGUGAAAAAUUGUCUGAGGUACAGAAAGCUGUCGAAUUUAUAAGUAAAAGCUAUGAUAAAAUAAUAAUUGAACUUACAGAAUUAAAAAAAACAAAAUCUAAAAAAUCACCAGAUGAAAGUAAUAUUGAAAAUGGAACUAAUAACAUAAAAGAGAAAAUAGCAGAACUAGAAGACAGAAGUCGUAGAAACAACUUGAGAUUUAUUGGGAUUAAAGAUAAAGCUAAUGAAACUUGGGAAGAAAGUGAGCAAAAAAUCAAAGACUUCCUCAAUACAAAGCUUAAUAUACAAGAAAAAAUUUUAAUAGAUAGAGUCCAUCGAGUUGGAAAAGAAAACGGAAAAAACAGAUCAAUAAUUGUUCGAUUUCAAAACUACAAAGACAAAGCCCUAGUGUUAAACAAAUAUACGACGAUGAAGCUAUGGAACGAACGGUUGUACGUUAACGAAGACUUUAGCGAUUUUACAAUGGAUUUACGCAGAAAGCUUUUCAAAGAAGCGAAAGAAUUGAGAGCGAAAGGUUUGAAACAAUUUUAUUAGAAAGACAAGCAAAUAAACGCGGUGGAGGAGUUCUGAUUUACGUUAAGGAACACAUUGCGCAUAACAUUAGGAAUGAUAAGUGCGUUU
Messenger RNA from Hydra vulgaris (swiftwater hydra), 951 nucleotides. Lineage: Eukaryota; Metazoa; Cnidaria; Hydrozoa; Anthoathecata; Hydridae. The record is from RefSeq and is a predicted model, not a curated record.